Molecule: messenger RNA, 4044 nt
Organism: Cydia splendana
Lineage: Eukaryota; Metazoa; Arthropoda; Insecta; Lepidoptera; Tortricidae
Gene: Hil
Product: hillarin
Exons: 13
Coding region: 315-2186 (623 amino acids)
Source: RefSeq, a predicted model, not a curated record
GACAACUCGUCGGCAUCCGCAGCGCGCUCAACGUGCCGCGCAGCAACAACUACGUCAACGAGCAGAUCCGCGGCCUCGCCCGGAACAUUGACAAUGAACUAUCCCCCACACGCGCGACGAACGGCGGCAGCGUGCACGCGUCGCCCGCGCGUGAGUUGCGCGACACGCCCGACUACCAGUACGGCCGGUUCGACGCCAGCGCGCUGCACAUCGCGCAUGCGCUCAAGCAGACCGAGCUGCAGAAGGCGUACCAUCGCCCGAAGGAAAAACCCAUCGACUGCUAUUUGGAUCGAGAUGAACAGACGAAACUGGAGAUGAAACACCGCCAGGAGGAAGAUGACUUGUACAGAAAAUUCUCGAAACACCGCGAAGAAGAGAACAGAAGAAUACGAGAUGAAAUACAGGAUGAGUGGGAACGAGAGCUCGAGAGACUGACGAACAGGUUCCAACAAGAGAUGCAAGUCAAGAAGAGACGACCAGACUCCGAGAUCGGAGCUCUCACGCUGCGACACCAGCAGGAGAGAGCGGAUCUGGAGAAGAACAUGACGCUGAGAAGGGAUAAGAAGAAGGAAAGCUUGACUAGGAAAAUGUUGGAGCAUGAGAGGGCAGCGACAGCAGCGCUAGUCGAAAAGCAAAGCCACGAGAUGAUGGAGCUUAUCCAGGAACGCCGUUCAGAAUAUGCGGCGGGGUCGUCUCUAUUCGUGGACGGCGAAGAGGCGCCUCCUUACCCGGCGCGCGCGCCGCCGCCGCAGCCGCCGCUCGUCUCCAAAUUCCACAUCUACACGGACCCCGUGGAGUUCGCUGACGUCGAUAAGAUCGCUAUUUCGGUAGCGCAAGAAGACCAAAAAACCUUCACAGACCUAGUCCGGCAGCUGGUCGGCCGCUGCGCCACCGACGUGGAGAAGGCGCGGACGAUCUUCCGUUGGAUAACUGUGAAGAACCUAAACAACAUACAGUUUGACGACAACUUGAGGGGGGAUUCACCGCUCGGUCUGCUGCGGGGCAUCAAGCACGGGACUGAGAGUUACCAUGUGCUGUUUAAAAGAUUGUGCAGCUACGCCGGCCUCCACUGCGUAGUGAUCAAGGGCUACAGCAAAUCCGCAGGCUACCAGCCGGGCGUCCGGUUCGAAGACAACCGGUUCCGGAAUUCCUGGAACGCUGUAUUCGUGGCCGGAGCCUGGCGGUUCGUGCAGUGCAACUGGGGCGCCAGGCAUCUCGUCAAUGCCAAGGACGCGCCGAAGCCGGGCAAUAGGGGGAAGAGCGAUAGUUUGAGAUACGAGUACGACGACCACUACUUCCUAACGGACCCGCGCGAAUUCAUCUACGAGUUCUACCCCCUCCAGUCCGACUGGCAGCUGCUCAAGACGCCCAUAACGCUUCACGACUUCGAAGAGCUGCCGUUCGUGCGCUCGCUGUUUUUCCGCUACGGACUGUACUUUAGUGACCCCAACACUAAAGCUGUCAUGUACACAGACUCCACUGGUGCGGCGACUAUGCGUAUAGCCAUGCCGGCACACAUGCAGAGCUCGCUCAUCUUCCACUAUAAUCUCAAGUUCUACGACACGGAGGGCGACGGCUUCGACGGCGUCAGCCUCAAGAGAUUCGUCAUGCAGUCAGUGGUCGGCAACGUGGUAUCGUUCCGAGUGCACGCGCCGUGCUCCGGCGCCUUCCUGCUCGACAUAUUCGCGAACGCCGUCACGCCGAGAGAGUAUCUCACGGGCGAGCCUAUGAAAUUCAAGAGCGUCUGCAAAUUCAAGAUCUGCUGUGCAGAGUUGCAGACAGUGAUGGUCCCUCUACCAGACUGCGCCAGCGGCGAGUGGGGACCGACGAAAGCCACCAGACUCUUCGGCCUUGUACCCAUCACCCACCAGGAGGCGCUAGUGUUCGCUGGCCGCGAGCUAGAACUCCAGUUCCGCAUGUCGCGGCCGCUCGCCGACUUCAUGGCGACGCUGCACAAGAACGGCGUCGAAGAGAAGCGGCUCAGCAAGUACGUGCAGCAGAACGUGCAGGAGGACGUCGUGUCCUUCUACAUCACGUUCCCGGAGGAAGGUCAAUACGGCUUAGACAUCUACACACGCGAACGCGGCGGCCCCACGGCGAUACAUCAGAACGGCUCCGUUGAGAAAGAGAAACACCUCCUCACACAUUGCUGCAAAUACCUCAUCAACAGCAGUAAACGCAACUAGGCAAUAUCUACUUUAAACAAAUGGAGUAAAGUCCUCAUUCGAAAAGCACGUACUCGAAUUAGUUGAUAAUUCAAAGGAAUAAACCAAUAUAAACUUUAUAAUACGGGAGUAAGGUUGUGUUUUGGUUGUUGAUUAAAAUACGAAUUGAGCGUGAUGCCUAUUUGUUUAAAAUUAAAUGACACAAGCUAUUACAGACUCUAUUAUGGAGAGAGUAAAGUUCUAACUUGUUUGUUUUUAAACCGAAAUAAGAAAAAUCCAAUCGGUUAUAGUUAAAAAAAACACAUGCACAUGGGAUUGCAGUACCAUUUUAGGUUUUUUUGUAUAUCUAUCAAUACACGGUUAAAGCUGUAUGCUGUGUGACGAAUGCAAUAAAGUCAAUUUAUUGACAAUAGGGGGAAUACUGCAAUGUUCUGCCGCCAGACUGCAGCACUAAGCUAGCUAGUAAACCAUAGAGUAACUUAUACAUACUGUGCCUUAAACUGUUUUUUGAAAAGUUUUCACAGACAAUAAAAUAUGACAUUGAUGCAUCUAAGCGGUUUGUUAACAAGGGCCUACCUGGAAACGCGAAAAACGAAAUUUAGUUAUCUGCCUCUUUAUCGCUCAAAUAUUCAAGAGUGAUAGAGAGGUUAGAUAACGAAAUUUCGAUUUUCUUGUUUCGCGGUAGACCCUCAGAUUGUGGAUUGUCGUAGUGGCGCCCCCUACGCAGUUUCGCGUAAUAUUGCCUAUUUGACACUUCCAAAACAUUUAGAAGUAAAUAUUUUAAUAUGUUAACGUAAGCUACUAUAAUAAACCUAGUGUUUGUUGUGUGCUGGUCCUUUAAAUUGUUGUAAAGUAUAUUUGACAGAUUAAUGUAUGAUUGCUGGUAUAUUGCUUAUAUGUAAGUACGCGAAAAUUAUUUUAGUUGUGAGAAAAUUAAUGAUAAAAUAAUAAUAAAAAUAACGCAGAUGAGGAUGAGAAACGAGUAUGUUAAAUGAAAUCCAAGAUUUAUUGUCUUUUUUAUUUACUUUUAAUCUUUUAUAAAAAGUUAUACCCAAAUGUAGAUAAUUAUAAUUAGGAAUUAUCCGUCCAUGAAAUUUAUAAUAAUAUGAUAUUAUGCUAACAUUCUAUGUCAAAUGAAUUUUAUAUGAAUUUACACAUCAAUUUUAAGUAAUAGAGGUUGUGCUGAAGCAAUUUAAUUGCAUCAUUUUAUAUACAUUAUUUUGUAAGAAAAAAAUAUUUUGUAUAAAUUUAAGUACAGUAUUUUAAGAUUUCGAUAUAAAGUUAUUAUUAUAUCAUCACAUAUAAUCAUUCUGUAGACACGAACACCAGAUCCCUUACACAUAAUUGUUUUGUUUUAAUGUAAGUUGACACCACGAAAGCCAGUUGAGGGUAGAUUUUGUUUACUUUCAAACAUUACAUGAUCAAAUAAUGUAGGUUAAAGUCCGGUCGUUCAGUGUCAGAUCCAGGCGGUUUUGUAUUUGGUUGGUUAAUCAAUAAAUGUUAUAACUACCCGAAAAUGUACCAAUUAUUUGUUUACUUUUAUUUAAAUACCUAAAGAUACAGAGUAUAGUCAUAGUCCCAAACAUAUAUGUAUACUUUUUCAUCCUCACUUUAACAUUUUUAUGACCGUGGUGUCAACGUACUUUAAAACGACCACCGCAUACGCUUAACUCCGAACUCUGAAUAGAUUGCUUUAUUUUAUUACUAUCAUAUUUAAUUUUAAUUUCACUAAGCACAAUGAAAUGAAGCAAUGUAUUUAUCAUACAUAGAAUAUAAUAGAUACAACCAGUAUGAGAUAUUGUAACAUUAAAUAUUUACAUAUUUAAGAAAUGGCAAUAAUGUAAAUUUUAUAAAAUAUAUGGCAUGUUACUUUUCUAAA